This is a messenger RNA of Cuscuta epithymum, 582 nucleotides long. NCBI's taxonomy places the organism in Eukaryota, Viridiplantae, Streptophyta, Magnoliopsida, Solanales, Convolvulaceae. The record is from the annotation of a GenBank genome assembly.
AUUUUGCUGAUUUGGCAAAAAAAAAAAAAAACUGUUGCGUGUGGCAGAGAUGUCAUGCUGCGUUGGAUGUGUGAGCAUACUAGAAAGGACCGCGUGAGGAAUGAGACAAUCAGACAAAGGGUGGGAGUAGCACCUAUUGAAGAUAAGAUGCGGAAGUUGCGCCUACGGUGGUUUGGUCAUGUGUAUAGAAGACCGGGUGAUGCAUCUGUCAGACGAGUUGAGAUGUGUGGAGAAGAGGCAGGAAAGAGAGGGAGAGGAAGGCCCAAACAGACGUGGGUUAGAGGAGUCAGAAAUGGUAUGCUUCUUCUUGGAUUGGAUGAGAGUAUGACGUUGGAGAGAGCAAAAUGGAGGGCGGGUAUUCGUGUGGAGGAGUGAUCUUGUAUCAUCUUUUCCCUCUUUUUUUCUUAUUUCUUAUCCUUUUAUCCUUAUACAUAAAUAUUAUUUUUAUCCUUUUUUUAUUUUUAUUUUUUAUAUGUAUAUUCAUCUCUUUUAUAUUAUCUUUUUAUAAUAGCUUAUCUUUUUUAUCUUUAUUUUUUUUCUUUUCCUUUUGUUGAUAUCAUGUAUCGAUUCAUGUUAGCCGAG